Molecule: messenger RNA, 1155 nt
Organism: Odobenus rosmarus divergens (Pacific walrus)
Lineage: Eukaryota; Metazoa; Chordata; Mammalia; Carnivora; Odobenidae
Gene: LRRC75B
Product: family with sequence similarity 211, member B
Exons: 4
Coding region: 18-965 (315 amino acids)
Source: RefSeq, a predicted model, not a curated record
CCCGCAGCUCAGCGGCCAUGGGGGCGCGGCUGGGCCGGCGGACCCGACCCGACGCGGGCUCGGAAGCCGGGGCGGCGGCGGGGUGCGGGCCCGCGCCCUAUGAGCGCCGGGUGCGCUGGCUCCGCGAGAUCCAGUCCACGCUCCGCGAGCAGCGGCCGGAGCGCGCCCGGCAGCUGCUGCGCCUCCUGCGCCAGGACCUGGGCCUCGAGGGGACCCUCCUCACAGACAUCCUCUACAGGAAUGUGGCCUUCCUCAAUCUGGUGGACCCCAUCUCCCAUGACCUGCUUGUGAACCUGGCCCGGGACCUGCAGUGCCCCAAGACGGACUAUGAGCUCUGGAAGUCCUCGGAUAAGAUCUGCCGGCAGCUAAUCUACCACCUCACCCCUCACUCCAAGCGGCAGCGAGGGUCCAGCCUGCCCGGGAGGAAGACCCAGAGCUGCCUCAAGAGCAGCCUCCAGAUGACUCAGCUGGCGGGGGAGACCGUGAACCUUUCGGGGAUUCCGCUGUCCUCGAGGGAUGUGCGGCACAUCAUGCGCUACCUGGGAAGCCAGGGAGCCGGGCUCACGGUGCUGGAUCUGAGCUUCACGGGGCUGAGCGACGAGCUGCUGCGCCUGAUGCUGCCCAGCCUCUGGACGCUGCCCCACCUCACCCAGCUCCUGCUCAACGGCAACAGGCUGACGAGGGCCACUGCUCGCGAGCUCACUGAGGCCGUCAAGGACUCCGCCAAGUUCCCCGCGCUGGCCUGGGUGGACCUGGGCAACAAUGUGGACGUGGCCUCCUUGCCCCAGCCCCUGCUGGUCGGCCUGCGCCGGCGGCUCAGCCAGCGCACCUCACUCCCCACCAUCUAUGAGGGCCUGGACCUUGAGCCUGAGGGCAGUGUGGCUGGGGCCACCUCUGCUGCCUCCACCUGGGGCUCUGCAGCUGCUGGGCCAGGGUCUGAGCCUCAGGCCUGCUGCACGAGGUGACCCGCCACCCACCCUGGCUCCUACCUGAGUGCCGAUGCUCCUAGGCACAUGGCAUGGGGGAUGAUGGAGACCCUCCAGGCCCCCAGAAAUCCAGUGUAAAUGCGCAGCCUGGGAUGAAGGGGAUGGAAGGAGAAGGGGUUCACCAGAGUCCAGAUGGUCAACCCAGGAUGGACUGUCAGGCUUCCCUCAG